AUGUUUCAAAUCAACAUCGGCAUCAGCAAGAUCGACGAUCUCUAUUCCGGAGACUUCAUUGAUUUCUCAGUGCCACGUGGCUCUGACACCGACAUAGUUUUGGUUGUAGCUCAGAAGAAAUUCCACGUCUCGAAGCAGAUUCUAUCCAUCCACUCUCAAUACUUCCAAGCAAUGUUCUAUGGAAACUUCAACGAGAGCAAGAUGGGAGAGAUCCCCAUUGCCGCUGUUGACUUGAACGCCUUCCACAUUUUUCUUCAGUACAUUCAUAUGGCGCCGAUUAAGAUUUGUGCUGAAAAUGUCAGUCAAUUGUUGAUGAUGGGAGACCUCUUUGGUGUGAAAAAGCUGAUGAGAGAGUGCGAAAACUUUCUGUUGAGAAAGGACGUCGAUGAGACGGACUUCUUUGAUUUGGCAGUUUUUCACAAUUUGGAUCGAGUUUUGUGUGAGAAGAUCAACGAGAAAAGUGUGGAAGAAUUGACACUCUGGUGGUCCAUGGAUCCUAAACUCCCUCCUGCGGCAAUGAAUUUUCUGACAGGCAAAUUGGGAACGGGGGUGGACCCUAAAGAGAAUGACGAACCAGAAGAAAAGUAUGAUUCUGAAUCUACUAGUUCUACUUCUGAAGAAGAUUCUGAUUCCAAUUCCGACUCGGAAUCGGAUUCUGAUGCAUAG
Caenorhabditis briggsae is the source of this 666-nucleotide messenger RNA. Gene Ontology annotation, molecular function: protein binding. The coding region runs from base 1 to 666 and encodes 221 amino acids. The transcript has 4 exons. NCBI's taxonomy places the organism in Eukaryota, Metazoa, Nematoda, Chromadorea, Rhabditida, Rhabditidae. The record is from RefSeq and is a predicted model, not a curated record.